GCAGCUUCGGCUCUUUCCGUCUGUUUCCGCCAUUGCAUCGUCUUCUCCGCCACUUCACGCUGCCUCCAUUUUGCUCUCGUGUGUGUAUGUGUGCGUGCACAGUGUCGGCGUAAACCGGAGAGACAACAGGACCGAACGCGGAGGCACUCAGAGAUUUCCACAGACAUGGACGGCAUCAGUGAUGUUGCAGUUGGAGUGAAGAGAGGAUCAGACGAGCUGAGUAUGUACAACAGUCCCAACUCUGGCAUGAGCAGUAUCAGUGACGGGGCUUCCAAUGGCAGUGACAGUAAAAAGUUGAGGGUGGAGGAGGCCCCGCCAUCACGCGUGCUCCACAUCAGGAAACUGCCCAACGAGGCCUCGGAGACCGAAGUCAUCGCACUCGGCUUGCCUUUUGGCAAGGUCACCAACAUCCUCACACUGAAGGGAAAGAACCAGGCGUUCUUGGAGAUGGGGACGGAAGAAGCCGCCAUCACUAUGGUUAACUAUUACACCACUGUAACUCCUCAUGUCCGCAAUGUCCCAGUCUUUAUUCAGUACUCCAAUCACAAAGAACUCAAAACUGAUGCUGGCAAUCAGCGGACCCAGGCAGUGCUUCAGGCAGUAUCGGCAGUCCAGUCUGGUGGUUCACCAAGCUCAGAUGUACAGGAGGCACUCGCUGCAGCCUCCAGUCCAGUGCUGCGGAUCAUCAUCGACAACAUGUUCUACCCUGUAACGCUGGAUGUACUGCAACAGAUCUUCUCCAAGUUCGGCACAGUCAUGAAGAUAAUCACAUUCACCAAGAACAAUCAGUUCCAGGCCCUUCUACAAUUCAGCGAUCCUGUCAAUGCCCAACAGGCCAAACUGGCGCUGGACGGUCAGAACAUCUACAAUUCAUGUUGUACGCUGCGUAUCGACUUCUCCAAGCUGGUCAACUUAAAUGUCAAGUACAACAAUGAUAAGAGUCGCGACUACACACGGCCCGAGCUGCCUGCUGGUGACGGCCAGCCCAGCCUUGACCCCACGGUGGCUGCUGCCUUCAGCAAAGACUCCAACUCCCUCCUCGGUAAGAUCCCAGGAGCCCUGAACCCCCUGAGCGCAGCGGCAGCUGCUGCUGCUGCUGCAGGGAGGGUGGCCCUAGCUGGACAGGCGGGGUCCAGUGGGGUCCUGCUGGUCAGCAACCUCAACGAGGAGAUGGUUACGCCCCAAAGUCUGUUUACCCUCUUCGGAGUGUAUGGUGAUGUCCAGAGGGUGAAAAUUCUUUACAAUAAGAAGGACAGCGCUCUCAUUCAGAUGUCAGAUGCUAACCAGGCCCAGCUAGCAAUGAGCCACUUGAAUGGCCAAAAGAUGUAUGGAAAGAUCAUCCGUGUGACACUGUCCAAGCAUCAGACGGUCGCGCUGCCACGUGACGGCCUGGAUGACCAGGGCCUGACCAAGGACUACGCCAAUUCCCCACUUCAUCGCUUUAAGAAACCUGGCUCUAAGAACUUCCAGAACAUCUUCCCACCAUCUGCCACUCUCCACCUCUCCAACAUCCCACAAGAUGUGACAGAGGAUGACCUGCGGCUGCUCUUCUCCAACGCUGGAGGCACCGUGAAAGCCUUCAAGUUUUUCCAGGAUCGGAAAAUGGCUCUGAUCCAGAUGUCGACAGUGGAGGAGGCCAUCCAGGCCUUGAUUGACCUUCAUAACUACAACAUGGGAGGCAACCAGCACCUGAGAGUCUCUUUCUCCAAGUCCACCAUCUAAGAAUCUGACCCAGAAACUCCUGACAGCACCAGGGUUUACUGUCAGAAACCAUUUGAGACUGUGUCUGGACACUGGGGGGACCACGUUGAUUGAAUAAGUUUUGUUGUUGGGGUUUUGUUGAUCCUGUCAUUCCUUGAGAGAGACUGAAACCUUUGACUUGCAUCCUUUUUUUAAAGAGAACAGUCAAGUAUGUUGCAGAUUCUGGAUCCUCCCAGCUGUUCUUAACCGUACCUCUGUAUUUUUAUGUCAGACAAAAUAUUGACGAUUGAUUGUCCCCUUGUACGAUAGUUUGAUGUAGAUCAGUGUUUAAUUCUUGAUUUAGUUGAAAAGAUACAGUAAUUAUGUGCCUUACUUGACAAUAUCAACUGUUUCUACAGCUGGACAUUCAUUAAUUACCCUCGUAUGCUUUUGGGGCACAUUGGUAUUGGAAAAUUUUGGAGGUUAUUGAGAAGUUUUUAAAGCUCUGCCAUCAACAAGGCGUAGCUCUUUUUUUGUAUUGUUCCACAGUUUUUAAAUUCAACAUUUUCCUUUUCAGUUUAGCAGCACGAGAGAAUAUUCCUGAGGUAAAUUGUAUGAGUUUUUACAGCAGCCUGUGACAGGCACUUGAACUUGAAUUCCAUUAUUCCACAAGUAUGCUCAGUGCAAGAUUGUUUUAUUUUCCCCCAGUUUUGAUUUCACAUAACGUCACAUAUCAUAACGUGGCUCGUGGCUAAGUAUUUCUUUAUCCGUGUUUUUAAAGCCUUCCAUGCUUUUUCCAUAGCAGUGAGGUGUAAUUGUCAGUGACAAUGGUUUUCUAAGCAUGUAUAGUUACGAUAGGAUCUCCCAUCAGAAAGUGUUGCAUGCUGUGGAAGCAGUUAGAUGAGUCCACUGUGAUUUCAUUGUCAUGUGACAGUUUACUCGAGAGGGCUACUCAGUUGGACCAAAGUUUCUGUGCCUUUAGUGUUCCUUUAAUUAAUUUUAACAACAAAAAAGCAUUUGAAUAAGCUGAAAUGUUGCAUUUCAGGUGAAAAUGCUCAGAAUUUUAAGUGUUUAUUCCCUUUUUUUUUAAAAUACUUAACAGGACCUCUUGACUGGAGGUGUUUGCUCAGAAAUAUAGUUCUGUAUAUUUUUUCUUCAAAGUCCGAUUUUAUACCGCUCAAAGUGUAAGGAUUUGGUAUAGUUCUGAAGAGGCACAAUUAAAGGAUGAAUUAUUUUCUAACAAGGGGAGGUGCGACUUUGUUUCCUGCUUUUUGAGUUUUCCCUCUCAUGGUCUCGUGUAUUCUGCAUUACGUCUGUAGCAUGCCUAAUAAAACUAUUCUGUAGCUCUGCA
Molecule: messenger RNA, 3031 nt
Organism: Larimichthys crocea (large yellow croaker)
Lineage: Eukaryota; Metazoa; Chordata; Actinopteri; Sciaenidae
Product: polypyrimidine tract-binding protein 2
Exons: 14
Coding region: 166-1722 (518 amino acids)
Biological process (GO): mRNA processing
Cellular component (GO): nucleus
Molecular function (GO): RNA binding
Source: RefSeq, a predicted model, not a curated record